AUGAAGGUCACUGGAGCCCAGCACCUCCCAGCUUGCUUCAGACAGUUGCCAUCCACCAGAAAAUGUCAUCUUCCUGAUUCACCAUCCAAAUUUUCACGAUUUCACAUCAGGUCUAUACGGGACACAGAAGUCUACCCCCAAAAAGUUGAGAUAUCUAAAAUUACCACUCAAAGUUUUUACAUGCUGGGCUCGGCCCUUCACAUUCAACUUCCCAUUCUGUGA
Messenger RNA from Laccaria bicolor S238N-H82, 222 nucleotides. RefSeq lists its product as uncharacterized. Bases 1 to 222 code for a protein of 73 amino acids. The record is from RefSeq and is a predicted model, not a curated record. Lineage: Eukaryota; Fungi; Basidiomycota; Agaricomycetes; Agaricales; Hydnangiaceae. The transcript has 4 exons.